UUGGUGUUUGUUGUUUAUCCACAAGCUUUAGGCCAACUUCCUGUACCACAGUUCUGGUCGUUUAUAUUCUUCCUGACAAUGACUUUAAUUGGCAUAGAUUCUGUAAUCGUUAUGGUAGAAGCAGUAAACACAUCAAUAAUAGAUAUAUCUUUAUACUUGAGACAGAACAGAAGGCUCUUUGUUUUAGCAAUAUGUAUAAUCUUAUUUCUAUGUGGCAUACCCAUGAUAACACAGGGUGGAAUGUAUGUAUUUUUACUCGCUGAUUACUAUAUAUUCGGUGGUUCUAUGGUGAUGAUAAUUGCUCUAUUGGAAACCUUUGCAAUCGGCUGGGUAUACGGUGCCGACAAAUUGUAUGAUAAUAUUGAACACAUGAUAGGAUAUAGACUGAAUAUUUGGUUAAAACUUUGCUGGAAAUUUGUAUCCCCAAUUAUGAUAUUGGUAAGAAUCUUUUUGUAG
Messenger RNA from Lottia gigantea (owl limpet), 456 nucleotides. RefSeq lists its product as hypothetical. The annotation marks the transcript as partial. The transcript is spliced from 4 exons. NCBI's taxonomy places the organism in Eukaryota, Metazoa, Mollusca, Gastropoda, Lottiidae. Gene Ontology annotation, biological process: sodium ion transmembrane transport. The record is from RefSeq and is a predicted model, not a curated record. Gene Ontology annotation, cellular component: membrane.